AUGAUAACCAAAGAAAGCAUCACCAAAAUUUACAAGAGAUUCCCCAACUUGAUAAAUGAUCUCAAAGGUCUUGGAAUGAGUUUUCCAACUCUUGAAUUUGUAAAGAAGAUUCUUCGCUCAUUGUCGGAAAGUUGGACAAUGAAAGUAACUGCAAGUGAAGAAUCCAAAGAUCUCACCAAGAUGAAAAUGGAUGAGCUCAUUGGUAGCUUAUUGACAUUUGAGAUGAAGAGAAAGUCAGAAGAUGAAGAUAUCACACCAAAGAGGGAGAUUGCCCUCAAGACCGUGGAUGAAGAAGAAGAAGGUGAUGAUUCUUCUAUGGAAGAAGAUAAAAUCAACUUCUCAGCAAAAGGGUUCACAAAGUUUCUUGGCAGAAACAAAAGAUUCAAAGGAAGACAAUUCCAAUGGUUCAAACCAAGAAAUGAAGAUGAUAAAGCCACUUGGAGUGGAAGUGAUGACUCAAGUGAUGAAGAUAAGUCAAAUGAAGAGCAAGCCAACCUUUGUUUCAUGGCCAAGGAAGAUGAUUUGGAAGGAGACUCCGAAUCCAAGGUGUGUCUUGGAGCAAUGAAAUUUAGAGCAAACAAAUGGUUCCUUGAUAGCGGAUGCUCAAGACAUAUGACGGGAGACAAGAGCUUGUUCACCUCACUGAAGCCAAAGAAUGGAGGAAAUGUCACUUUUGCUGACAACUCAAAAGGAAAAAUCAUUGGCAUUGAUUCUACUGGUAACAAGUCUCUAACCAUAAAUGAUGUAUUACUUGUUGUGGAUUGA
This is a messenger RNA of Pistacia vera, 765 nucleotides long. RefSeq lists its product as uncharacterized. Bases 1 to 765 code for a protein of 254 amino acids. The record is from RefSeq and is a predicted model, not a curated record. The transcript has 3 exons. NCBI's taxonomy places the organism in Eukaryota, Viridiplantae, Streptophyta, Magnoliopsida, Sapindales, Anacardiaceae.